This is a messenger RNA of Mycotypha africana, 921 nucleotides long. RefSeq lists its product as uncharacterized. The transcript has a single exon. The record is from RefSeq and is a predicted model, not a curated record. The coding region runs from base 113 to 655 and encodes 180 amino acids. Lineage: Eukaryota; Fungi; Mucoromycota; Mucoromycetes; Mucorales; Mycotyphaceae.
UACAGUUUCACUACUUAACUUAUAAUCCUUAAAUUGAAUGAGAUUUAAAUGUUUUGUCAACGAAUUCUGCAUCUUUCCUUAACCUUAAUUCAUAUAAACGUUCAUAAACAAUAUGGCUAAUACCAGAAGCACAUUUAACAUCAACAAACUGCUGAGUCUCACUACCGUCCUUUGUGGUGGCUCCAAACAUAAACCACAAGCUCACGUAGCCAUUGAUAUCGAUGAUGUAACCUUAGAAGAUGUUAGCAUUGAUACUCUACGAUUCCGCUUAAAGCAAGUAAGUAAUGGUAUUGCACAUGGUAUACUCUACAAUUUCGCUCCGGAAGCUAUGGAAACCUUGGAAGCAGAAUCAGAACGUCUUGUCCGCUGCAUCAGGUAUAUGGAAGAAGUGCAGAGACUUCACUCUCCAGCUCCUCUUUUGGCACACCAACACCACCAAAGUGACGCUACCAAUGACUCCCGUAUUCCUAUGGAUCUUCCUUAUUGGCAAUGGAAUGGUCUUGGUAAUAAAUGGCACCCAGAAUCAAUCAUGUACGAAACAAUCGAAGAUGUACUAGAAAUAUUCGAGAUGCAAGUCAAUGCAGCAAGCCUCAACCUCGAUAUACACUGGCAACGCCUCAUGCCUUUACGCAUGAAUAGAGAUCAGCGUUCAUGAUUCAACACCACCCUGAAGGGAUGCAACUUAUCUUAGGGAGCUUAGGGAGGAACUCAAAGCCAUAGUGAUAAAAACGUAUGCUACCGAAGAUAUUGCCUAGGAGAUCGACAGCAUGGAUUAACUGCAAAACCUACAUAUGGCAUCACGAGAGUCCAUUGAUGCAUUUACAGACAGGUUUGAACGAUUACGUAGAGCUGCCAAAUGAGAGAACAAUCGUACAAAAGCAACACUGUUGUAUCCAAGAUACUAUACGUCUUAAAAUACAG